AUGGCUGUUUCAUUGGUGUUAUUGUUUAUUGUUAUAAUGGUGCAGCGAUCAGAGGUUCAUCGCGUUGUUAUAGAUUACGAGCAAGUAUUUCUGAAGGAGAAAAGUUUGCCGCGGUUUUGGACUAGCACUGGGCUUUGUCCGCCAGCUCCCCGUGAGAAGGCCGCUGAAUUCCUGCUGUCUAACGACAGUCUGUUGAAUCUGGAAAUUAUUGCAUCUUUGCCCAACCAAGGACUUAAAUACGUUCGAAUUCACUGGCUGCUUGAGUUGCUGCAAUUUUCCCAUUACGACGACAACAAGUCUAUAUUCUACGAUUUCUCCCAUCUGGAUGCAUUGUUGGAUAGGCUGCACGAGUGCGGAUUAUAUCCUGGGUUCGAAUUCAUGGGUCUACCUGUCGGAAUUCACGAGAGGGAGAAGAACGAUCGUUCCGGGUACUUUUGGGCAGACCUAACUCUUCAGAUUUCAUCGCGUUACCUACAUCGCUACGGAAUAGCUUAUGUCUCCAAUUGGAGAUUCGAAACGUGGAAUGAACCUGAUCUAAAGGAAUACAACGUGUUGAACUUCACCGUCGCCGACUAUAUCACCUACAUCCAAUCCAUCCGUCUCGGCUUGGAUGCGGCCGGUCGUUUACUCAACUUGAAGCGAAACUUGCCCCUGCGAGGACCUGCCGGUUUAUUCAAAGCUGAACAGCACCAUCCAUUUUGCUGGACAGCAUUGGAACUAUGCAACAACGCCCCGUUGAAGUGUCCAUUCAAUGUGAUUACGUUUCACCGGAAAGGUAACGGCACCAGGGCCGAAGAGAUUGUGAAUGGUGGGAUACAAUUGUCGGAACAACUGGUCGCCAAGUUCCCAAAUUUAGGCGAUAUGAAGUUCUCAAACGACGAAGCUGAUCCAAUUGCGGGUUGGUCUACACCACGGGAGUUUCAAUCGAAUGUGAAAUACGCGGCCAUUAUGGUCUCGACGGUUCUACAACAUUGGUUUGGUAUAUCCGAUGGUCGACUUCCGAAGUUGGAUUCCAUUUCACAUGACAAUGGUUUUCUUAGUUACCAUCCGUUUGAGUUCGACCAGAGGACGUUACUAGCACGGUUUCAAAUGAAUGAAACAACACCCCGACAUGUCCAGUUCGUUGCUAAACCAGUUUAUUCGGCGCUUGGAUUACUAGCGAAUUUGGGUUCCUCUGCAACUGAUACAGCAUUCGCUGAUGGAAAUCUUACCUACGUUGUAUCCUACGACAAGGAACCGUUCUACUCGUGUUUACUACUGUCUAUAUCGAACGACACUUUUGAAGUUGCUGAGAAAAGGAGUAAUCUGACAGUGACUCUAACGUUACCUGAGAAUGUUUCCAAACUCAAGAUCGCUUACAUUAUCGAGGGUCUUCAAGCGGGUUUGAACGAUCCUAAGUUACUUUGGGCACAUUACGGGAAACCCUCUUACCCUAAUGCGACCGAAUUUGCGGCUAUAAGAUCCAUCCAAUUUCCGACUGUGCUGGAAGCGCCGAAGCAGGUACCGAAUGGCAAGAAAAAUUUGACAAUCAAUCUAAACCUGCGGACACCUUGGGUAGUAUCCAUUCGAUUAUGUGGAGCGAGUUCUUCUGCGUUGACAGGUGUCAGUAAUAUCCGAGUGCGGAAGAUCUACACUAAUGAAGUAAUGAUCUUCUGGAGUGAUCGUUCGCUGUCGCACAAAUGUGUCGCAGGAUAUGAGAUAUUUUUCCGUUCCAACCAAACAGAGUGGAUGCAGAUCAACAUCGGUCAGCAUACUCCAUUUAUGUUUUAUCAAUUUGUUUCAAACAACACCGUUGGUACAGCAGGUCUAUAUCGAGUGCGAACCAUUGAUUUGUUCGGGAAAGCUAGCGCCUUUUCGGCUGCUCAAUAUUUUGACUGCUGAUUUCAAUUAUCUCGGACCGCUAAUUAUCCUCGUCCCUGGAUACCGGUGCAACAGAGCGGUUAUUUUUCCAACUCGGAAUCGCGAUGAGAAGCUGUCAAAAAGUGGUCAAUAACGGAUAUUGCAUAAUGAAUCGUUUCAAUUUAUCAUAUGGAAGGGGCGAUCAGACAGCCUGCUAGGCUGAAGUCUAGUGGUUGACUUUAUUAGUUAUUGUAAAUAAUUAAAUAACCUAUAAACCAGUUUUAAAUGAAUAUAACUAGUCGAUAGUUA
Molecule: messenger RNA, 2148 nt
Organism: Toxorhynchites rutilus septentrionalis
Lineage: Eukaryota; Metazoa; Arthropoda; Insecta; Diptera; Culicidae
Product: alpha-L-iduronidase
Exons: 7
Coding region: 1-1881 (626 amino acids)
Biological process (GO): carbohydrate metabolic process
Molecular function (GO): L-iduronidase activity
Source: RefSeq, a predicted model, not a curated record